UUUCUUCCUCUACAUCUCCAUUCUUGUCCGAAACUCUAAUGUACUAUCUCUCCAAAUCUGUCCUCGUACAGAGAAGGAGAACGGUAUUUGUCGUAACAAUCACAAAGUCGCCUUGAUCUAUAACCCCAUGCAAUACGACGGAUUGAUAUUGAAGAAAUCGCGGUCUUAGCUGCGACCAUUGUCUUUCUCAUCGCCUAAUUCUGUCACUCGUUAACUUUUUCACGAAUGUUAAAUCUCGCAACUAUUAGCAUCAUGGCGCCUUUCGUUUCGCACGCGGUCCCGGUCGCGCUACUAUUAACAAGAAAUAUCGUAUCCGCGCAAACUUACAAGAUAGAUUCUGAUGACGACAUCAUAUCAACAUCUAAGUCUCUCGCUCAAAAUGUCAUGACAUACUACCACGGGAACGAAUCCGGACAAACACCCGGCAUCCUCCCAGGCCCUCCUCCGGCAGGUGAUUACUACUGGUGGGAAGGCGGUGCGCUUUGGGGAGCAAUGAUCGAUUAUUGGCAUUACACUGGCGACACCACCUACAACGACGUAGUUACCCAAGCCAUGCUUUGGCAGGUUGGUCCGAAUAAAGACUAUAUGCCCCCCAACGUUACCGCCUCGCUCGGCAAUGAUGAUCAGGGAUUUUGGGGCAUGUCUGCCAUGCUAGCGGCUGAGCUCAAUUUCCCCGACCCUCCUUCAGAUCAACCUCAGUGGCUAUAUCUAGCCCAAGCAGUUUUUAAUACUCAAGCCGACCCUAGUCGCCAUGAUGAUACCUGUGGUGGUGGUUUGCGAUGGCAAAUCCCAUUCGCGAACAAUGGAUAUGACUACAAGAACAGCAUCGCCAAUGGCUGCUUCUUCAACCUUGGCGCCCGCUUGGCACGUUAUCUAAAUAACGAAACAUACGCCGAUUGGGCAGAGAAAACCUGGGACUGGGUCCAGAGUGUUGGCUUGAUGGACAGCGACUACAAGAUAUACGAUGGCGCUCACGUUGAAACCAACUGUACCGAUAUCAACAAGGCCCAAUUCUCAUACAAUAACGCGGUCUACCUAUUAGGGGCGGCGCAUAUGUACAAUUAUACCGGUGGAGACUCGAAAUGGGAACAGCGACUCAGUGGACUCUUAGAUGCAACAAUUCGCGACUUCUUCAAAAACAAUGUCGCCUAUGAGAUUGCAUGUGAAGAGCACAUGACCUGCACGACGGAUAUGUUGAGCUUCAAGGGUUACCUACACCGAUGGAUGACGACUAUGACACAGAUCGCCCCAUUCACGGCCGAGAAAGUCCUACCGGUUCUAAAGGACUCAGCCCAGGCUGCCGUAAAUCAGUGUACUGGCCCGCCAGACGGAAAGACCUGCGGGUUCGGGUGGGCAAGUGGUACAUUCGAUAAUAGCGUCGGUGCGGGCCAGACAAUGAAUGUUCUGGGAGCUGUCUCGUCUCUGUUAGUCGGGAAGGCUAAACCGCCAGUGACGAUGGAAACCGGUGGUACGAGCGAAGGAGAUCCGAAUGCCGGAGCGGGAAGUGACUCGUUUACCCACACGCCAGCGCCAAUAACGACAGGAGAUAGAGCGGGUGCUGGUAUUCUAACCGCCCUGGUUCUAGCUUCCGCAGUUGGGACGUUUGGGUGGAUGAGUAUUGGAGUAUGAAGGAUAUUAUCUACCAUCGCGAUUGCGAACUAACACGACAUAAACUCGCCCCCAAUAUCAUUUUGGGGACCGACCGAUGACUACGAUGGCACUUCGAGGACCUCAUUCAAGUAGGGCAUGUAUGGCGGCGUCUAGGAUGGAAGGGCAGAUAUGUAGCACGACCAUAAGGGUAUGAGGCGUUCGGAACGGUUAUUAAUGAGCGUUCUCCCGUGGGAUAGGAAUUGGCUUUUUGUCUUUGUUACUUAAUUUUGGACCACAAAUCACCUUCAGCCAAGGUGAUUUAGGUAUAAUGCUAGGAAAGCUCCUCUCUCAGGGGUAGCUUGGACAUGUGUAAUCAUGCCAAGGAUGAAAUGGACGUUUAUUUAGGUAAUGAAGCUGAAUUCUUGAGAUUGUCGUAGAUAUUAAGGGAGGACCUCAAAAAUAGAGAAAUCUGUUCCUGAUUUAGGUAGUCG
Molecule: messenger RNA, 2081 nt
Organism: Daldinia vernicosa
Lineage: Eukaryota; Fungi; Ascomycota; Sordariomycetes; Xylariales; Hypoxylaceae
Product: glycoside hydrolase family 76 protein
Exons: 4
Coding region: 226-1629 (467 amino acids)
Biological process (GO): fungal-type cell wall biogenesis; carbohydrate catabolic process
Molecular function (GO): mannan endo-1,6-alpha-mannosidase activity
Source: RefSeq, a predicted model, not a curated record